Messenger RNA from Canariomyces notabilis, 4006 nucleotides. RefSeq lists its product as uncharacterized. The transcript has 3 exons. NCBI's taxonomy places the organism in Eukaryota, Fungi, Ascomycota, Sordariomycetes, Sordariales, Chaetomiaceae. The record is from RefSeq and is a predicted model, not a curated record. Gene Ontology annotation, cellular component: endoplasmic reticulum membrane; Golgi membrane; SREBP-SCAP complex. Gene Ontology annotation, molecular function: protein binding; sterol binding. Gene Ontology annotation, biological process: regulation of cholesterol biosynthetic process; SREBP signaling pathway. The coding region runs from base 286 to 3738 and encodes 1150 amino acids.
UCCAUACUCUAUCCGCUUCCCACCUAUUGGGCCCUUAUCCAAGCACGCCUCGCUGGCCCACGGCACUGCUCCCAAGGAUGUGCCACGGCACGUAACUCCAAGGCCCUUCCCUCCUGCGGGCGGCUCAUCCUAUAUCCUCCGCCAUCUCCAUUCAAGUUCUCCAGCGACGCGCUUUCCGUUCGAUUUUGACACUAGAAGCUCGCCCACGGCCAUUUCCCUCACCGGCGAGUGUCUGGGAAGCACUGCUGGCUCCACUCACAUUCAUGGGUAGGCCCCAGGGCUACUAUGCUGUGGUAUAUUCUAUAUCCUUUGCGAGGGACAACUGAGGCCCCUGUGCUCGCUCCGGCCCAUCCUCUUCGGACAGCCUUUCUGCGCUACGGAACCUGGGCUGCCCGCCAUGUCAAGACCGUGCUGCCUCUAUCCGGGGCUGUGAUUUUCGUUCUCCUCUACCUGUUCCCCUUUCUGUACACCACAGACACCACCAACAUCACCACCGGAGUGUCCAACCUCCCUCACCAUGUCUGGACCGACGCCCAGCCCCUGGGCGAGCCGGUUGCCGUCAGCCCCGAUGUUAUAAUGCGCUCAAUCUGGGUCCACGGCAGCUACAUGAAAGCCCUCGAGCGCGACGUACUGCUAGGAGCUCUUGAGCUGCAAGAUGAGCUGCUUGGGCCGACUAUCGACUUCAACCCGCGCCAGACAACAAAGCCUCUGGAACCGCCUGACUUGGCUGGAGACCUGGAUCCCCAACAACGAGAUUCCUUCCACGUUAUCAAUGGCCUGACCAACCAGUCUUGGUUCUUCCACUCGCCGCUCCAGUACUGGUCUGGCUCUGCCGAGAAGAUCCGCGCCGAUCAAGACAUUGUGUCUACCGUCAAUAUGAGGAAAACGCAGCCGACUUCCGUCAACACCACCCUGCGCCACUCGAUCGUUUUCAGCGGCAAGCGCUUCGAAGAGCGACGCCUAGUUUCUGCCGAUGCACUUGUCAUCACUUUGAUUCACCUUCACGAUUCCCCUGUCGGCAGGCAGUGGGUGAGGAAGGCCGAAGCAUUGGCUUCGCAGCAUAGUGGCAAAUGGCAAAUCAUUCCACCCGACGGCCGAGCCACCUCUAGCCAGCUUUACGAGUUCCAAUUCCGCCCAAUGUCCUGGUCUGACUGGGCCCUCCUAACCAUCGCAUACUCCCUUACCCUCCUCUACCUGUUGCACUGCCUGUCCAAGUUGCGUGCCGUCAAGUCGAGGCUCGGUCUUAUGAUCACCAUUCUGGUCCAGAUCGCUGCCUCGAUUGUUUCCAGCUUCACAGUCUGCGCUAUCUUCAAGAUCGAUCUCUCCCGCGUUCCUUACUACGCUUAUCCCCUCGCGGUUCUCGCCAUCAGCAUGGAGAACUCAUUUCGGCUCAUCAACGCUGUCAUCAUGACUUCAUCAGCUGUAAGCAAUAGCGACAGGAUAGGGGAAGCCUUCGGUGCCACGGCUCACAUCGCUGUUGCCAAUCGGGUACAAAACUUUCUGGUUCUCCUCGGCCUGUCGCGGAUUACCUACCCCGGAGUCGCCGCCUUCUGCACGUUUGCGGCAAUUGCCACUCUCUUCGACUUCUUCUAUCUUGCAACAUUUUUACUCUCUGUCCUUAGCGUGGACGUGCGGCAGAGAGAGUUGAGUGAGUUGGAGAAGGCGUCGCUAAAGCGGAAGAAGCCUUCGCAAAACGGGCAGGUCAAACAGCCCUGGAUCGACACUGUCACACAGAUCCGUCUCGGCGAAACAGCCAUAUCGACAAGGGUAGCCGGAACCAUGGUCCUGGUUGGCUUCGUCCUCAUCGCGCAGGCUCAUUACACUCCAGACGGCCACCGUCGCUGGCUGAACCAAAUCUUCAGCCUCUCAUGGAGGAGAGCCGCUGGGAGCGCGCCAAAGUCGUCCUUACUUGUCGACAUUCAUCAGGCCAGAAGUCCGACGUCCUGGCUCCGCCUCCAAGAUCAUGAGACGGCGCGCGAAGUGAUUAACGUUAUUAAACCUUGGGCUCACAGCUAUGUAGCGCGGGUUUAUGAUCCCAUUGUCUUCGUCCUUCGAGGUGCAGACCGCAUUCCGCAUACGAGAGAGCCGCUGUUUCUACCGGCCUUGUACGAUUUCUUCCACCAUCGGAUUCCCCAAUUUGUCGUCUCCUUAUUGACUGUUUUGGCGGCCCUGCGCUUGUUUACGAGCUUUCUCGUUCGAGGGGAGUUCCAAGAUGACUCGGGACCCGAACAUCCAGACCAUGAACACUUUAUCUCUGUUCGAUCGCUGAGCAGAGGACACACGCUAGAUGUCGUGAAGAUGGCAGCAUCCCCGGGAGCGCAACUUGCUUCGGUCGGGCUCGAUCGCGCUAUUCAGAUUUGGAACGUGCCAUCAGGCGUGCGACGCCAGGUACUCACCGACCCGGAUGUCCCUUUAGAGAACCCUUUCCCUGUUUUGAGUAUGGCAUUUGAUGAUGACUCAAAAUGGCUGGCAUUGGUCUCGUGGCAGAGAGUGUUUUUCUGGAAUAUCAAUGAGCAACGGUGGGGGCCCACAAGGAGUAUAGACUUGGGCGGUCACAAAGCAGAGUCUGUCUUCUUUACAACCAAGAGUCAAGAUUCACCUCCGGCAUUGGUGCUGGUGAGGAGGAAUGGCACGGGCUUGGAAAUUCCACUCCAAGAAGCAGAGACAACUGAUUUUGUGAUCUGCAAGACGCCGCUGAUCUGGGCGACCGGGUUCCCAGAAAGAGCUCACCUCCCGCAACACCCCCCUCCAAUGUCUAUCUUGACAGCCUCUCGGAAGAACUGUAUUCACUUAGUCAGGCAACAGGGCAAUGAAUGGGUGUCCAGGGAAGUGAAGCUCAAAGAGCGGGAGGAUAGAGACGUGCACUGCCUGCUACCCAUCCCAGCUCUGUCGAUGUACCUGGUUGGCCGUUCCCAGUCCGUGGACUUGGUAGACAUUGAUUCCGACACCAUUAUCCAUACGUUUCAGACGGAGCCAAUGCAGCCGCGGACGCUAAAACGCAUACUGCCGAUACGGAGUCAACAGCCGGGCCUCCCGUCCUUCACACUAUCCUAUGUCAAUUCAGAAACAGGGAAUCUGGUGGUCCACACUUACGCUCCGCAAGCCGAGAACGACUCGAUGCCCCCUAGCAGCCCGAUAUGGCCGGCGAGCCGCAGCCAAAUUCAAUGGAGCCAGAUGAAGGAGAUUAUCAGAUACGAGGCAAACCCAGGAAUCUGGGAAGCUUUGCCAAGUGGAGCCAUUGUGGGCGUGCGCAAGAGACAUGAUUGCAAACCUCGGCCUAUAUUAUCACCGAAUGGGCUCCGCAGGCGCAUUGGUAGCCGUUCCGAGUUAUACAGCCAUGCUGCCUCAUCUGCGGUGACGCAUGGUUGGGAGGCUUGGGUUUUGAACCUCCACCCCGAGGCGAAGAGCGGAUUUGAGACGAGGCCUCUCGAUGAGCCUACCGGAAUAGGGAAGGAGCAACAGCAGGACGAUCUGGGUCAGCUAAUGAUUUCGGAAGUGGGCCCCAUGGUUAAGUUGAGCGCCACUAGUGUGGCAGUUGGAUUCGGGACGGUCGUCAAAGUCAUCAGUGUCGGGCACGAGCACUUCGACAAGGCCCUUGACGAUAUCGGCCAACUCGGGGCUGGGGCGCUGUUGAAUCUGACGGGAAACAGAAGGAAAAAGCUCUCUGCCGGCUCUGGAAAAGGCUCCACGGCCGCAGCGGCUGCUGUUUCCGCCGCCGCCGCUGCUGUGAAAACGUGAUGGAUAGUAAGUAGGUGGGCAGCGGUUGAUGGCGGGCCCAGGGCGGUGCCGGAGAGGCAGUGGCGAAGGUUUGCUAAAGCAUUGAUAUAUACCCCUUGUCUGGGCAUUUGGUUCGAAAGAGAUUGGGCUGUUUUGGCGUACAGAUGGCGGGUCCCGGGACACAAGCAGACACAUUUUGAGGCCACCUGGAUGGCCUCUAGAUGGAUUGGCAUAGUAAAUCAGGCUGGUUGGAUUGAAGCUUGAAAGGAUAUUGCCAGUUAGAACAGGA